This is a messenger RNA of Coregonus clupeaformis (lake whitefish), 904 nucleotides long. RefSeq lists its product as uncharacterized. The transcript is spliced from 2 exons. The coding region runs from base 93 to 770 and encodes 225 amino acids. NCBI's taxonomy places the organism in Eukaryota, Metazoa, Chordata, Actinopteri, Salmoniformes, Salmonidae. The record is from RefSeq and is a predicted model, not a curated record.
AUCCAAUCAACCUUUCACACGGCCUCGUACAGAUCUAGACGGACAUCGAGCACCAGAAAAAAAUACAUUUGUUUUAAGACACCAGGGGUACCAUGGUUCGAACAUUGAACAAUAUGGCGGAGCUUAGAGCUUCUAGGUUUGGUUGUCCCUCGCCCAGGCAUGGACUCAAGCUCCUUUUCUGGUUCGCCAAUGAUUACAUCUUCUUCGACAAUGACAACCAGAUGGUUGCAAAUUACAACCCCAACAAGGGAGGCUUUGGUUUCCGUCACUUCUAUAACAGACUGGAGUGUGACAACAACGUCUGCAAGAAGCUGCUUCCUGAUGAUGGCUACCCAUUCUAUGAGGUGGGCAACCUCCACCUCACAGCAUCUUAUUCCAUGCCUAAUUAUGUCAGGAAGGACUACAACGUUCACAUAGAUAACAGCAAUAUGGACCGCCUCAUCAUCAGCAUGCGUCCAGACAGGACAGUGGAUAAGGUCUAUGUGACCCAGCACGAGGACCUGAGGAGCUUCGACCCGGUCAACACCUAUCGCCUCAGCAGGGGGUUGCUCAUGAUCAUCUGCAGCCAUUCAUCCGCGGACAUGUCAUUGGAGGACUUCCUGGAACAGGCGGGCUAUUCCACCCACGCCCAAAUCCCAUUCACAAGCCCCGCCUCAAGCCCUGCCCCAAGCCCCACCCCCAGGGAGUCCAGGAUCAAUAUGGAAGCUGGAUCCAGAGCUCUGCCCAGAGCUGAACCAGGCUUCUGGGAAAGCUACUGUACCAUACUGUAGAUCAGUGUUCUUUAAUCCUGGUCCUGGGGACCCUAAGGGGUGCACUUUUUAGUAGUUUGCCCUUUGCAGUUCAUUUUGGUAUGUUCAUUUUCACUAAUACAUUUAGGUCAUUUAGCAGACACUCUUAUCCAGAG